AUGAAAGUGAGGAAAUCAAUCAUCUUAUGCCUCUGGUGGGUCCUCUCGGCGCCCCUCAUUGUACUAUCGCAGCAUAUUCCAUUGAAAGACCACACAACACGACAAUAUUUUGCCAUAGAGAGUAACGAAACACUGUCUCGCUUGGGGGAAAUACAUCCCAACUGGCAAUAUGAACACGACGUUCGCGGGCUACUCAACCACUAUGUUUUUUCCAAAGAGGUAUUAAGUCUGGGUAAAAGAUCGUCAUUGGAAGAGCUUCAAGAAAACAACGAUGACCACAUAUUAUCAGUUCACGAUCUAUCUCCGCGUAAUGACUUAUUCAAGAGACUGCCUAUCCCUGCCCACCCAGUGGAUUCAAGCUUGUUACCAAUAAAGGAAGCCGAAGAUAAACUUAGCAUCAACGAUCCACUUUUCGAAAGACAGUGGCAUUUAAUCAACCCAAGUUUCCCCGGGAGCGAUAUAAACGUCGUGGAUUUAUGGUACAACAAUAUCACAGGCGCCGGCGUUGUGGCUGCCAUCGUAGAUGAUGGCCUUGACUACGAAAACGAGGACUUGAAAGAUAACUUCUGUGCCGAAGGCUCGUGGGAUUUCAACGAUAACACCAAUUUGCCAAAGCCAAGACUGGCCGAUGACUAUCAUGGCACAAGAUGUGCUGGUGAGAUUGCUGCCAAGAAAGGUAAUGAUUUCUGUGGUGUCGGAGUAGGUUACAAUGCCAAAAUUUCAGGUAUAAGAAUAUUAUCCGGUGAAAUUACUACAGAAGACGAAGCUGCUUCAUUGAUUUAUGGCUUGGACACUAAUGACAUAUAUUCCUGCUCAUGGGGUCCCGCGGAUGAUGGAAGACAUUUGCAAGGCCCUAGCGACUUGGUAAAGAAGGCAUUGGUGAAAGGCGUAACAGAGGGAAGAGGCUCCAAGGGGGCUAUUUAUGUUUUUGCAAGUGGGAAUGGUGGUGCUCGGGGUGAUAAUUGUAAUUACGACGGUUAUACUAAUUCCAUAUAUUCCAUUACUAUUGGGGCUAUUGACCACAAAGAUCUGCACCCUCCUUAUUCGGAGAGUUGUUCUGCCGUUAUGGCUGUCACGUAUUCAUCAGGAUCAGGUGAGUAUAUCCAUUCAAGCGAUAUCAAUGGGAAGUGUAGUGAUAGCCAUGGUGGAACUUCUGCGGCCGCCCCCUUAGCAGCCGGUGUUUACACUUUGUUGCUAGAGGCGAAUCCGAGCCUAAGCUGGAGAGAUGUACAAUACUUAUCCAUCUUAUCUGCUGUGGGACUAGAAAAAAAUUCCGACGGAGAUUGGCAAGACAGCGCUAUGGGAAAAAAAUAUUCUCAUCGUUAUGGUUUUGGUAAGAUUGAUGCCUAUAAGUUGGUCGAAAUGGCCAAGACCUGGGUUAAUGUAAACCCCCAAACAUGGUAUUACUUGCCGACACUAUACGUUUCCAAAUCAACAAACUCUACAGAGGAGACCUUAGAAUCUGCGAUAAAUAUAUCGCAAGAGAACCUCAAAGAGGGCAAUUUUAAGAGAACUGAGCAUGUCACGGUCACCGUAGAUAUAGAUACGGAUUUCAGAGGGACCACAACUGUUGAUUUAAUAUCACCAGCGGGGAUAGUUUCAAAACUUGGUGUUGUGAGAUCAAGAGACGACUCGUCAGGCGGAUUCAAAGGUUGGACAUUUAUGUCUGUUGCACACUGGGGUGAAAGUGGUGCGGGUGAAUGGAAAAUCAAAGUCAAGACUACAGUAAAUGGUCAUAAGAUUAAUUUCCACAGUUGGAGAUUAAAGCUUUUUGGUGAAUCCAUCGACCCAUCAAAAACAGAAACGUUUGUUUUUGGAAAUGACAAAGAAGAAGUGGAGCCUGCUACCACAGAAGGGUCUAUAUCUGCAUCCUCUACCGGCACAGGCUCAACAUCCUCCACCGGCACAGGUUUCACAGCCACUACCGACACAGGUUCCACGGCCACUACUGGCACAGGUUCCAUGGCCACUACUGGCACAGGUUCCACGGCCACUACCUCGCUCGGUGUAGAAUCUUCAGCCGCUGCUACUAGUAUAACUGCCAUCACAGACCCUGAUUCAGACCCAAACACUCCCAAAAAACUCUCCUCUCCAAAUCAAGCCAUGCAUUACUUUUUGACCAUAUUUUUGAUCGGUGCUAUAUUUAUGGUAUUAUACUUUAUGUUUUUCAUGAAAUCAAGAAGGAGAAUCAGAAGGUCAAGAGCGGAAACUUAUGAAUUUGACAUCAUUGACACGGACUCCGAAUACGAUUCCACCUUAGAUAACGGUGCUUCCGGAAUUAUUGAGCCUGGAGAAGCGGAAGACUUUGAUUUCGAUCUUUCCGAUGAAGACCACCUUGCAAGCUUGUCUUCAUCUGAAAACGGCGAUGCUGAACAUACAAUCGAUAGCGUGCUGACAAACGAAAAUCCAUUCAGCGACCCUAUAGCGCAAGAUCCCCCAAAAGACAGUAGUGAGGAAACAGAUUCUAAUGGCUUACAAGGACCGUAG
This is a messenger RNA of Saccharomyces eubayanus, 2487 nucleotides long. RefSeq names its product kexin KEX2 (gene KEX2). Lineage: Eukaryota; Fungi; Ascomycota; Saccharomycetes; Saccharomycetales; Saccharomycetaceae. The record is from RefSeq and is a predicted model, not a curated record. Gene Ontology annotation, molecular function: serine-type endopeptidase activity. Gene Ontology annotation, cellular component: trans-Golgi network; Golgi membrane. Gene Ontology annotation, biological process: protein processing. The transcript has a single exon. The coding region runs from base 1 to 2487 and encodes 828 amino acids.